Messenger RNA from Peromyscus californicus insignis, 7133 nucleotides. RefSeq names its product zinc finger protein 787 (gene Znf787). NCBI's taxonomy places the organism in Eukaryota, Metazoa, Chordata, Mammalia, Rodentia, Cricetidae. The coding region runs from base 5352 to 6497 and encodes 381 amino acids. The transcript is spliced from 3 exons. The record is from RefSeq and is a predicted model, not a curated record.
CCGCACCAGAGCAGGUCACAGGGUGACCCUCAAAUCCCAGGCGUUAGUGCCCCCAGCACCUGCAGAGGUCAGCGGGAAAAGUGAUCCCCAGGCGCUGAAGGGAGUGUGGAGAGUGAACCGACGCCUGGCUUAGAGCCAGGCCGGGCUCCAGGAUAGGAAGAUGAACAAGAAGUCGGUGUGGAAAGCAGAAGCUGAGACCUGACCCACCGCAGUCCACGGGGAUUGCUCAGGGCCUUAUUAAAAAGGCAGUGACUUGGUUUUGUUUUGUUUUCUUUUUUUUUUUUUCUCUCUCUCUGUAGUUUCCGAUUCAGGCUCUAUGCUGGGCCUUGUUGAGGAUCCAGUUGAGAUCUGGCCUCAGCUCUGGUGCAGGGAUAAGCCUCCUGGGUGAAGUGCAGCCAGCUUUCCCUGCCUGCCUCUCUGGAGUUACUGAGUGCUGUGCUGCCAUGGCCCGGAGAACUCUUGACAUCAGAUUCUGACUUGGCUUAUCUCAUCCAUUCUCCAUCUAGACUGGGGAUGGGAUGGGAAGGGCAUAUCUUCUGGCUUGGACCAUGGUGAAGUGACUGAGUGGCAGCCACGGGGAGGAUUCCUCACUAAGAGCUCUGUAGCUGGGAUCCUUCAGCUUCCUAAGUUCUGUGGCUGUAGAUAAGAAGCACCACUCUGUUCCCAUGAGGACACAGUGGAGGUGAUAACAGCAUUCUCUUCAUUGCGAGGCUUGUCAUACUUUCCUUUCAGGCAGAAGUUACUCAAAAGGUCUCUGAAGCCAGUGUUCCUGAGUCCCAGUCUUGGCUCUUUUACAGUUCUGUGACCUUGGAUGUGUCACUUCCCCUUUCCCAGGCUGUUUCCUCCCCAGUCUCCUGAAGUGGAGAACAUUGUCACAGUUCCCUGAAUAAGCCUAGUCUAUCACGACUAAUCCCAACACAUUGAAUUGCUCUGGUGGGGACACCCCAUAGGUUGGAGAAAAAUUCCCAAGGUUUCCAUGGGCCAGGCCUGCUGGUGGGUGACACUGGUCAACCUGACAGGGAUCUUGUAGUCCCUUUUUGGAAUUGUUCAGGCCAAGGGGGAGAUACACCAGAGUGGCCGUGGGAGUUCUGGGGGCCUACAUGGAAAGGAUGCCGUGAUCUCAGUGCAGGGGCAGUGGCAUUAGCAUUGGUGGGUCUUGGACAAGGGGUCCCUGGGACUUAUGGGAGAUGGCAGGAUGCAUAGCUCAAGGCCAUCAACAACUAUGUAGUCACUGAUGGGCACCCAUAGCUCUUGGGGGUGGGGUGCCCAGAUACACUUCACAGGCUUUCCACAUCCAUAUUGGCAUCCUCUGACUAACUAGGGCUGCACCCGGUUUUGGGCCUCCAUAUUGAGGAGAGACUGCAGAUUGGAUGACGUACUCUGAGAGCUUGGCAGGCACCUGGUACUAAGUUCUUUGAGGCCCUGGGACAGAGGUGGUCACCUUGGUUUUGGCAAGAUAGGACAGAUGCUUGCGCUGGUAUUCAUGAGGCCUAGGCCCUAAAGUAGCUUCAGAAUAUAGUCUGUGGGAGCCCAGAACUGGCCUCUGAUUGUAGUGCCAUCCCUUCCAUUGGAACAGUUCUUUUGGGCAAGGCUGGAUCUGGGAUCACAGGCCUAUUCUUAGGUGCUAGCCAUUGGGUUGGGGUUCCUGGUUCCCCAUUCUGUGGGUAAACUGUCAGGAAGACUCCUGCAUACAGUGCUGCUGGCUGGAAGACUCUUGAGACCUAGUCUCUUCUUAUAGGGGACCUACAGCAUAGUUGGAUGAGCAGAGGUGACUUCUGCUGGUGGCUGGGAUGGGUGAUGAGACUUGAGAUUUAUGUCAACUGUGGUGGAGGCCUCACUAGCCAGCAGAGUGGGUAGGAAGCUGAGCUGUCAUGGUCCUUGUACCAGUGGCCCUGAGGUGGAGUGUAGAGAGCUGUAGAAUUAUCCAGGUUGCUGGUGCCUCUGCUUUUCCUCUUCUGCCUUGGCCUCUUGGCCUCUCCUUUUGUGCUCCCAGAACAGUGGCUUCUCUGCUGUGCCCAAUGGGGAGUUCUGUCUAGCUCUGUACAGGAGUGCCUGCCCUGAAGUGGAUAAUGCUGGGGACUAGACAUCAGAUAAAAUCUCAGCCUCAGGGUCAGGCUGCUCAAAGUAUUGCUUUGGGGCUCUGUGCAGGGUCAGUUGGUCAGGGCUGAAUAUAGUUCCUGUCCUCCUUUUGAGGACUCAGUCUGCUGGACAUUCCCUGUGAGGUUUGGGGGUGGGAAACCCAAAGGAGGAACUUUAGGGUUAAGAUAGGAAUCUCUCCCAGAGGACGGAGGACUCAGCCACAGGAUCAAACAUUAAUUGGGAGCAGUGCCAGUGUCCUGAGAGGAAGUCUGGCCGACCCAGAUUUGACCUGGAGUUUCGCUCUGUGGCUGUAUAACAUUGUAUUAGCCACACAGUUGUCUAGAUUGUGGCCUUCUCAUCUCUGAAACAGGUACAACGGUUAUGCUGUGCAAUAAAUGCUUCCUUGCCUUGUCUGUUGGCAUAAAGUGCCUACAGGUUUCUUGUUCAAACCUGGGCAUGUGUCAUGAUUUACUACUGGCACAGGGUGAGAUGAGGCACCUUGCCUCAGUCACAUGGUUGGUCAGCGGUGGGGUAGGUUCUGACCGUGGCAGCUUGCCUGUAGAGAUUUUCCUCUGGCCUCUCCCUGGCAGUUCAGGGGAUCAGGAUCCAAGCUUAUGCGCUUACAGCACCAUGUACCGCAGGGCUUGGGGUUUAAUCUGCACUUGGUGAAUGUGAUCUGUUACUGUUGGCUAAGGAGGACAGUUGCAGCAGACAGAAAGGAGCAGUUGCGAAGGCUUCCCAGGGGAGGAACUGUUGAUGCUGGGCCUUGGCACUUGGGCAUGCUACCUCAGCAGAUCUAGAAAGGCGUAAGGCCAGGUGGUAUCUGCACACCUAGAAAACAGCCCGGCCCAGAGUGUGGGUCUGAGGUGGCUCAUGAGUUUUUUGUCUGUCUGUAAUGCAAGAUGUAGUUUUUAGAGAGUUUUAGGUUCACAGAAAAGUUGAGCAAGAGGCACAGUUCCGUUAUGCCCCUCCCACCAAUCCCAGGUUCCCCACUGUUGGUAUCCCACUCCACCCCCAUCCUGGGUUAGCUUGCUGUUAUCGAUAAACCUGUGCAGACCUUGUGAUCCAUCGCCCAGCAUGCACAGUGGAUUCCUGAAGAGGGUUUGCUUUUGGCAGUUUGCAUUUACAUGCCAGUGGUUAAGAGUCAGGUGCUCAGGAGUGACCCUGAAGAUCUGCAGAUACACUGAGGCUGUGGGCUAAUGCUGCAGAUCCAUGGCUGACAUGGCUGUGCUUGGCCAGGGAGGAGCAGGGUGCCCCUCAGGGAUUGCUCCAGCUGAGUGCGAGGUGUGUCACAGGUUUACAGUGGACUAAGAACCUAGACAGCUCUCCUGAGGUAGGUGAGGCCAAGGUCUGUCUCUAUUCUGACCAUAUUGAUCAUCAGGUUGACAGUGUCCAUGCUCUCCUGAAGAGAGUAGAGCCCACAGGAAGUGGAUGUACUAGACCAGUUAGGAGGCAAAGGCAUCUCAUCAGCUAAAACACUGGAGGGGAGACCGUGAGGCCCAGGAAGUUCUGCCUGGCUCCAUGCCUUGUUUAAAUAUACCCUCAGAUCCGGAUGAGGUGCAGACGAUGUUCUCAGAUUGUGACUACCAAAACUGACUGGAUGAGAUGGAGUAGUCCCCAACGGCUCACCCCUGAAGGACAAGUGUAAGAGCCCAGUGGCGGCAAACAGUGGGAUUCAUCCCUUGGAUGCUUAGGCCUCGUCCUAGGGCUGAGGAGAUGAGGGCUUAGCUUUGGUCUGGUGUUGGAUGCAGGGCUUGGUUAGAGAGGAAGCUGAAGAACCUGGAGUGAGGGGACAGGCACAGACAAGGGAGGCCGGAAGGGAUCUGCUAGGGAAAGCAGAGAGGUUGCUGUAUGGAGCACUCUAGUGAAGGACAGACAGCAGGGCAUUGGGCUGAUGGCCAUCUGCAGCAUAUUCUGGAAUGAUGGGUACCUGGCACACUUAGUGACUGCCCUCGGGGAGCGCAGAAGGAAAUAGAGAGAAAAUCAGAGAUAAUGACAAAGCUGGCAUGUGAUGCAAGGCGGGGCCUGGGCACAGGAGGAGGAGGAGACACUUGAGUCAGCCCUUGGGAGGGGAGGAGGAGUAGGCAGCUGGAAGAUCUGGGCCAGGGUUCUCCAGAUGGCCCCAGUGCGGGUAGACAGUGAGAUGGGGGCUCUGGAAGAAGUGGGAGUUUGCAGGGCCUAGGCCAGACCAGGGUCCUGGGGGUCUGGGGCGAAAGUCGGUUUUGUGGCUAGUGCAGUGGGUCUGUGAUGGGGCUGUUUUAGGCAGGGUAAUGUUUCUUGCCCGUGGCAGUUUUCCUAAAUUAGGGGAUCCUUUCCAUAAGGUACAAUUUGCCCACUGAAAGCAUACCGUUUGCUGGCUUUCAGCAUGGUCACUGCUUUGUGUGUGCAUCACCACAAGAGAUUUUGGAAAAUUUCCUUGUUACAAAAAGAGGCUAACUCCUCGUGGUGACCCUCCACUAUAAAGUUAUUUUCAUUGCUACUUCAUAACUGUAAUUUUGCUGCUGUUGUGCAUAGUAAAUAUCUGAUAUGCAGCCCAGUGAAAGGGUCACUCGUCCCCCACAGGGUCACAGCGCACAAGUUGAGAACUGCUGUUCUAUGGGUUUGCUUAUUUUAAGUGUCUUAUGUGGAGUUGAGCAGAAUGUGCUUUCCAGAAUUUGACUUGCUUUACAAGCAGAAAGCCUUCGAGGUUCAACUUUGUGUGUGUGUGUGUGUGUCAGUGCCUCACUUCUGCUGUGGCUGAGUGCCAUGCUUCUCCUGAUGGCAUUUUGUAUUGCCUCUUUUUGUUUUUUGUUUUUUCGAAACAGGAUUUCUCUGUGUAGCCCUGGCUGUCUUGGAACUAGCUCUGUAGACCAGGCUGGCCUUGAACUCAUAGAGAUAGAGGGGUCUGCCUCCCUCUGCUUCUGAGUGCUGGGAUUAAAGGUGUGCGCCACCACUGCCUGGCUGUAUUGGCUUUUUGGCUUUUGUGAUUAUAUUCCCUGAGCAUUCACAUCUAGAUUUUCAUGUGGCAGGAAUUUUUCCCAUGCGCUGCUCUAGGGUGUAGACUGUAGUGGAAUUGCUGGGUGGAUGGAGAUUAUUUGCCUGACCUUGAAGGACUGCCAGGUGUUUUCUGAAGCAGGUGCACCGCCUUGCCCUCUCACCAGCACUUUCAUGACAGUGACCUGCAGUGUGAAGUGGAGCCUCUUUGUGGCUGUGCUUGAAUUUCCCCAGGGCAAGCUUCGUUUCAUGUGCCCACUGGCCAUCUGGAUAUCCUCUUUGGAGAAAGGGACCCAGACAUGGAGCUGCGGGAAGAAGCUUGGUCUCCGGGGCCGCUGGAUUCUGAGGACCAGCAGAUGGCCAGCCAUGAGAACCCAGUGGACAUCCUCAUCAUGGAUGACGACGACGUCCCCAGCUGGCCCCCGACCAAGCUGUCCCCACCCCAGUCCGCGCCUCCACCUGGGCCCCCUCCCCGGCCACGGCCGCCUGCACCUUACAUCUGCAACGAGUGCGGCAAGAGCUUCAGCCACUGGUCGAAGCUGACGCGGCAUCAGCGCACGCACACAGGCGAGCGGCCCAACGCUUGUAGCGACUGCGGCAAGACCUUCUCGCAGAGCUCGCACCUGGUGCAGCAUCGGCGCAUCCACACGGGCGAGAAGCCAUACGCCUGCUCCGAGUGCGGCAAGCGCUUCAGCUGGAGCUCCAACCUCAUGCAGCACCAGCGCAUCCACACGGGCGAGAAGCCCUACACCUGCCCCGACUGCGGCCGCAGCUUCACACAGAGCAAGAGCCUGGCCAAACACCGGCGCUCGCACAGUGGCCUCAAGCCCUUCGUGUGCCCGCGCUGCGGCCGCGGCUUCAGCCAGCCCAAGAGCCUGGCGCGCCACCUGCGGCUGCACCCAGAGCUGUCAGGCCCCGGUGUGGCGGCCAAGGUGCUAGCGGCCAGCGUGCGGCGUGCCAAGGCGCCCGAGGAGGCGGCAGCGGUGGACGGCGAGAUCGCCAUCCCCAUGGGUGACGGCGAGGGCAUCAUUGUGGUGGGCGCACCGGGGGACGGUGCCGCGGCAGCUGCAGCCCUGGCGGGGACAGGGCAGCGGGCAGCGGGGCCACGGUCUCGGAGGGCGCCGGCGCCCAAGCCGUACGUGUGCAUGGAGUGCGGGAAGGGCUUUGGGCACGGGGCCGGGCUGCUGGCCCACCAGUGCGCGCAGCACGGGGACGGGCUGGGGGCAGCGGGUGGCGAAGAGCCCGCACACAUCUGCGUGGAGUGUGGCGAGGGCUUCGUGCAGGGCGCUGCGCUGCGGAGACACAAGAAGAUCCACGUGGUUGGGGCGCCGUCGGUCUGCAGCAGCUGCGGACAGAGUUUCUAUCGGGCAGGCGGGGAGGACGACGGCGAGGACCAGUCGGCCGGUGCGCGGUGUGCCGAGUGUCGCGGUGGGGAGGCCCGGUAGGGACGGGGGUGCCCGAGGGGUGGGCAGGGCCCCUCGGGCUCAGUGGGGACUAUCAGCGAGCAAGACCACGAGGCCCAGGGAGAACCGGACCGAGAGGAGCAGUGGCCUCCCUCCUUCCUCGGCCCACACUGUCCUGGGUGUGAGGGGGACCCUCGGCCAGCAGGACAGGUUCUCAGGACUGCUCACAGCCUCUCUGCUGACCCGCACCGGCCCUGUGUAGGUUUCCCAGCCUGGGAGCCAGAGACAGUGUGUGAGAGAACUGUGUAGAUCAAUCGGCACAAGACCCUCAGUGGAGAGGCCAUCCCCCACCGCAGGUGUGGGGCCACGGUGUCCUAAGGAAUGGAAGGAAUCCUGGCCUUGUGCACCAAGAGGGUCUUCCUUCCCUUCUAGAAUUUUCUUUUAAUCAUACCUUUUUGACCUCUCCCGUUCAUUAAUUUUUCUGCCCCGUGGGUCCUUGUCGAUUUCCUAGCCCAAGUCGUCCCUCUCCCUCCUGGAUUUGCAGUAGCAGAGGAGUGAAGAAGUAGCAGCCUGCUCCCAGCACGGUCUCAUUGAGAGGACGGACGGGGUCCUGUGUGCUCCCUGUCCUGACGGUGGAAGAAGGGAUGUGGGAGCAAUAAAUGGCACUAUUCAAUUGUC